Molecule: messenger RNA, 1925 nt
Organism: Myripristis murdjan (pinecone soldierfish)
Lineage: Eukaryota; Metazoa; Chordata; Actinopteri; Holocentriformes; Holocentridae
Gene: edil3a
Product: EGF-like repeats and discoidin I-like domains 3a
Cellular component (GO): plasma membrane
Molecular function (GO): calcium ion binding; signaling receptor activity
Source: RefSeq, a predicted model, not a curated record
CUCCCACUAUCGCACCACUGCGGUAAGAGAGAGGAAGGCAGCUGUAGAGGGGGACCUGGCAGCCACCGUCCACUUGUUUGUGCACUUGGCGUAAUAUCCAGGUGGCGAGUGCGCCUUUGCCGACUUUACCACAGACGGAGACUAGCAGGACUUUACGCGUACCAGCUUGAGAGGGGAUAACAGCAGCUCCGAGGACAAUCCUAUACGGCUCAGCAGAAAGACUGGAAGGUGAACUUUUGGGUCUUGCUCCGCGAUUUUCACCACAUCUCCAUAACGUUGGGAGCGAGACCUGCUUAUUAUGUCAGAGAGGAUGGGACCGCUACUCGUUUCCAUCGUCCUCUGUUUGAGCGCCGCUGUCCCGCAGUUGGUAAAAGCAGCAGAUGGUGAGGAACCAACUUCAGCAGGUCCUUGCCAUCCAAACCCCUGCCACAACAGAGGAACGUGCGAGAUCAGCGAGACCUACAGGGGCGACACCUUUAUUGGGUAUGUCUGCAAGUGUCCACCAGGCUUCAUUGGAAUUCACUGCCAACACAAUGUUAACGAAUGAAGGGACCCGUGCAAGAAUGGGGGCAUUUGCACAGAUCUGGUUGCCAACUACUCUUGUGAAUGCCCAGGAGAGUAUAUGGGGAGGAACUGCCAAUACAAAUGCUCUGGGCCACUGGGCAUGGAGGGAGGUAUCAUCUCCAACCAACAAAUAACAGCCUCCUCCACCCACCGAGCUCUGUUUGGCUUGCAAAAGUGGUACCCGUACUUUGCACGCCUCAACAAGAAAGGCCUGGUCAACGCUUGGACGGCUGCCGAAAAUGACAGAUGGCCAUGGAUCCAGAUAAACCUGCAAAGGAGAAUGAGGGUCACCGGCCUAAUUACCCAGGGUGCAAAGCGUAUUGGCAGCCCAGAGUACGUCAAGUCUUACAAAGUAGCCUCCAGUGAUGACGGGAAGACCUGGAGAACAUACAAAGUGAAGGGCACAGAUGAGGACAUGAUAUUCAGAGGAAAUGUCGAUAACAACGCUCCAUCAGCCAAUUCCUUCACCCCUCCUAUUGAGGCUCAGUACAUUCGUAUUUACCCACAAGUCUGCAGGAGGCACUGUACCCUGCGCAUGGAGCUGCUCGGAUGUGAGCUAACAGGCUGCUCUGAACCAAUGGGAAUGAAGUCGGGCCACAUCCAGGACUACCAGGUCACAGCCUCCAGCAUUUUCAGGACACUCAACAUGGACAUGUUCACUUGGGAGCCCGGCAAGGCCCGGCUGGACAAGCAGGGCAAAGUGAACGCUUGGACAGCCGGACACAGUGACCAGUCUCAGUGGCUACAGGUGGACAUGCUUGUGCCGACCAAGAUCACAGGUAUCAUCACCCAGGGUGCCAAAGACUUUGGUCAUGUCCAGUUUGUUGGCUCUUACAAAGUGGCCUACAGUAACGACGGAGAGCGAUGGAUUGUAUAUCAAGAUGACAAACAGGGGAAGGACAAGGUCUUCCAAGGCAACUUUGACAACGACACACACAGAAAGAACGUGAUAGAUCCACCCAUCUAUGCUCGGCUCAUCCGGAUCCUUCCCUGGUCAUGGUACGGCAGGAUCACUUUGCGUGCAGAGAUACUCGGAUGCACAGAGGAAGAGUGAAACCCUCUCCUCCAUCCUUCUGGCCCUCUCCCCUGUUCCCUGGCAUACUGGAGUAUCUCAGCCGGUAUUUCAAUAUAAACUGUGCAACCUGUAAAAAGAAAUCGAUUUCCAAUGGAUUUUUCAAGAAUAUGUGUUUGGUUGUGGUGGGUUGCUGUUUGUUUUCUUUUUGUACAAUGAUUUAAACCUGCCCCCUCCGCCCCCCUCCCUCCCCGUCCCACUUUCGUCUUUUAAUUUCCUCUUUAACGUGUGAUCUUUGUCUUUUUAUUCCUCUCAAGGUUUUCCAUCCUGUUUGGAAUGAACUUAUGUA